Molecule: messenger RNA, 1371 nt
Organism: Priapulus caudatus
Lineage: Eukaryota; Metazoa; Priapulida; Priapulimorpha; Priapulimorphida; Priapulidae
Product: 60S ribosomal protein L3-like
Exons: 8
Coding region: 90-1301 (403 amino acids)
Biological process (GO): translation; ribosomal large subunit assembly
Cellular component (GO): ribosome; cytosolic large ribosomal subunit
Molecular function (GO): RNA binding; structural constituent of ribosome
Source: RefSeq, a predicted model, not a curated record
GAAUUGCUCAACAGUGACAUCUGGCGGAACCCCAAUAACAGUGUUUAACGCGAGAUCCCGUUCUCUUUCGCAACUCGCGAUUCGUAACGAUGAGUCACAGGAAGUUUUCGGCACCACGUCACGGCCAUGUUGGUUUCUUGCCCAAGAAGCGUGCUAAGCGUCACCGUGGUAGGGUGAAGGCAUUCCCCAAGGAUGACCCAUCCAAGCCAAUUCACCUGACUGCCUUUAUGGGCUACAAGGCUGGCAUGACCCACAUUGUCAGAGAAGUUGAGAAGCCCGGUUCAAAACUGAACAAGAAAGAAGUCGUGGAAGCGGUGACCAUCAUCGAAACUCCCCCGCUGGUCAUUGUCGGUGUGAUUGGUUAUAUCGAAACACCCCGUGGUCUGCGCACACUGAAAACCGUCUUCGCUGAACAUCUGAGCGAAGACUGCAGGCGUCGCUUCUACAAGAAUUGGUACAAGGCCAAGAGAAAGGCUUUCACCAAGUAUGCAAAGAAGUGGCAAGAUGAGGUCGGAAAGAAGCAGAUCGACAGGGAGUUUGAGAAGAUGAAGAAGUACUGCACUGUCAUCCGUGUUGUUGCACACACACAGAUGAAGCUUCUGCGUAAGCGUCAGAAGAAGGCACACAUCAUGGAGAUCCAGCUGAAUGGUGGCACUAUUGCUGAGAAGGUGCAGUGGGCCUGCGACCAUCUGGAAAAGGCUGUCCCAAUCUCGAGCGUCUUCGCCGCAGAUGAGAUGAUAGAUAUGGUUGGCGUGACUAAGGGCCAUGGAUUUAAGGGGGUCACCUCCCGUUGGCACUGUAAAAAGCUGCCACGCAAGACACACAAGGGUCUGCGUAAGGUUGCCUGUAUUGGAGCCUGGCAUCCCAGCAGAGUGCAGUUCACUGUGGCUCGCGCUGGUCAGAAGGGCUAUCACCACCGUACGGAGAUCAACAAGAAGGUCUACCGUAUCGCAGAAGGCAUUCACACCAAGGACGGCAAAGUGAUUAAGAACAACGCUGCAACCGACUUUGAUUUGUCCGACAAGAGUAUCACACCAAUGGGUGGCUUCCCUCAUUAUGGAGAGGUUAGAAAUGACUUCAUCAUGAUCAAGGGGUGCUGUAUGGGCCCGAAGAAGCGCAUUAUCACGCUUCGCAAAUCUUUGCUGACACAUACCAAGCGUGUGGCUGCAGAGCACAUCACCUUGAAGUUCAUCGAUACCUCGUCAAAGUUCGGGCAUGGUCGCUUCCAGACUCACCAGGAGAAGCAGGCCUUCAUGGGUCCGCUGAAGAAGGACCGGGUAAAGGAGGAGGCAGCUGCAUAAUCUGUUUCGAUGCUACAUCGUUAUUUUCUUGGGAGAAACGAUACUGAAAUAAAAUAAUUUGUGAAAAGAA